AGUUUUAUAGGCAAAUAACGCUCUAAACUAAAUGGGUGUCUGUCUUUAAGUGUUGAAGCUAACAUGCAAUUAGUUUUUCUCUUUUUCGGGUGGGGGGGGGGGGGAGGGAACACAAAUUUGGGUGAAAUUGGGAUAAGGUUUUACAUUGGUAUGCCGGGGUACUGUAUUUCUUUUGUUUGGGGAUCUGUUUCAGUGGGGUGGAAGGGUGGGGUUGGGUAGGGAAGGGGCUUUGGAUUUACCAGAGGGUAUAGUGCAAGUUGGCGAUAGAUGGAGUUAAUUCAGAAUCUGAAACAAGGAGCAUGCAUGUAGUAUUAAACAAGCCGGUGCAUGUCCACAAAGUUUUCUAUUACCAAUUUAAUUCUGUAUUAUGUAAGCACUGCUUCACAACAUGCAUUUCCGUUUUGAAAGAAUUGCUGACUUUUCAGCAAGUUCCCAAAUGAAACGUGGAUACAAAAACUUCUUUUCUGCUUUCCCUGUGAAGUUUUUCUACUUUACAGAAAGUGACUCCCAUGUUCACACUUAUCAAUCUUUUUUCAGAGUUAAAGGUGAACUUUUGUUUAUUGUGCUGACUCUGUUGAUAGCAAAUAUUGACUAACAUGUGUAACUUGCCUGUCUCUGAGCAUGGGGCAAAGAUUAGGGUAGAAGCCCUUAAAGAAAGGUACAGUAUAAGUGCCUCUCAACCUGGAAUUUCAUUUCAAUCUCAUCAGCCCUGGAAUUUCAUCUUUGGGCACUUUCUAUUGAAAACCUUAAAGGGGCACCAAGGCAAGGGGCAAUGGAGAUUGUGGUACGCGCGUAAUUCCUGGCUUGUAUCAUUCAAAAUGGAUACAAAAACUUCUUUUGUGCUUUCCCUGUGGAGUUUUUUCUAACUUCACAAUAAAUGACUCCCUUCACACUAAUCAAUCUGUUUGCAGAUUUAAAACAAAAAAUAAACCCAUGUUGCAAAAAGUAAAAACUUAUGCAUCGCACUGUUGUGUUGUCAAUGGCAUGGAUUUGGGCUAACAACUAACAUUUUUGUCGUUUUAUUGACUUCUUGUGUAUUUGUAAUUCAUAAAUCAAGAACUGCUGAAAGCUCAAACUGUUUAAUUUGAUACACUUUUACAUCGAAGCUCUGUAGUUGUCUAUUAUGGUGGUUUCUUGUAAGGACACACAACUGUGUACAUGAAUAUGGUUUCUUGUAUAGGAUAUGCAUGUACUAUAUGGUUUCUUAUAGGACAUACUAUAAAAAGUCACUUUGUAUGAAAAGGAUAGUUCAACAUUUUGGACUAAUGUACUUGUUUCAUGUAUGUUGGCCUACUCAUGUGUCCUGUGUACUCUGCUUCAAUUCAACUUGGUUUUAAAAAAGUCGACAACCAUAGUUCCAGUAACAUCAUUGCUUGUGAGCCGUGUGGAAUUUACCAGCCUCAGCAAUGUAUGUAGAAUGAUUAGUGUAAAUUUUGCCCACAUUGGGGUAACCAGUUUUUGUUCUUCUUAAUUCUGUGUGUACAAAGCUUGGUCGGUCAGCUCAAAAUCUGGAUUAAGAUCUCAUUUGCUAUGUGUUUGUUGCGAGUAACUUUUUCAUACAUGAUGACUUUACUGUCGGCUUAUAAAACUGAUCAGUUAGGGUUGAGUGAUAUAUCUUGCCCUAAAAGAUGCUAUCAGUUCUGGCUGUGCUGUUUGCUAAAUGAACAUAACUUAUGUACAGCAUAAAAAAACAUUAUCUGCCUUAUGAUAUUCUUUGCUUUUAUGAUGAUAUUUUAAAUAUAUUUUUGUCGUAGUGAUGAAUCUGUUCUGACCAGAGUGAACACAUUUCUGGACAUAAAUCAUACCUCAUGAUUUUUCUUUUUAAAAAUGACUAGCAUAUUGGCAAAAUUGUAAUUUGUGCCAAACUUAAUUUCCACUUUCUUGACGAUAAUUAAUAAUGUGUACGGCCUCGGUCAGAGUACAAGAGAGCGCUAUACCAACUUGUAGUACAAUUUUGAAGUCUGUAACAAUCAGAUUUGUUCAGAACUAAUUAGUUAAUGCUUCUAAAUGCUUCAAAAUUUGCGAGUGUUUCAAUGAAAAAUUGAAUCUCUUGCAAGUUUCUUGGUGUAGCACUCCUUUGUAAAAAGGUUGACCAUAAAUUUUAUUGACAUGUGCAGGUUUUUGAAAAUGAUAGCAGGGUGUGAUAAUUUUUGUACAAUAGACCAUUGCAUAGUUCGUCCAUUAUCUGGUUCCCCGACUACCAGUUAAAAUCUCUAGCAACAGUUGUGCGAGGUCCAGUCUAGUUUUGAGAGGGGCCCUGGAAUUUAUUGCCCAUGUGUAGUUGCUUGCCCAUGUGUCGUUGCUAUUAUUCAAGUAGAUGGAUAUGGUCUGUUGGAUUUAAUUAUUACUCAAUUCAAAGUUUUGAAGCAAUAUUUUUUCUCGUGGUGGAUUUUUAUUUUGUCUAAUACUUUUUUAUUUUCUUUUUCUCAUCAAAAUAUUUCGUUGCUCAUAUUGUGACAAUGUUCAAUUUAUUUUCACGACAAAUUUUGUUCAUAGCAUUUAGAGACGUGUAGGUCAUUUACAUGUUUAAAACGAUAUAGAUUUACUCUAGAAUACUCUCUUUUAAUUUCUUCGUAGUCUGUCUAAAAUCAUGAGAUUAUUUACAAAAGUUUAAUAUCAACUAAUAAUACGUGGUCACUUUGGGUCAACGAGUUUUAAAUUGGCAUCACUGCACAGCUGAAGUAUGGCGUCUCUAUUCAUUGUAAAAACUACUAUCUUGCGGCAGCCAUUUUGUUUUUCAUCCAUGUUAAUGUUCCCAAACGGAGGCUGGUGGGAUAAGAGUCUGGUUCCUUUUUUGUAUGAUACAGAAAGUAUUAAAUGAAAUUAUUGCAAAAAAGGAACUAGACUAAAUGGCUGUAGCAUAUUUUAACGGUACAUGUACAUUUUUGUAAAUGUAUACUGUACAUUGCCACAAUAUACAAAUAGUACCUUGAAUAGUCUUUGAUGCAACAUUUACCAAAGUUCGGUAGCGAUGACGUCAUUGCAGAGUCUGCCAUGUGGUCGUUUGUCAAGUCCACAGUUACAAAGAUCAGAUCAGUUUUAUAUUUACUAUUAAUCUUCUGUAUGGACGGCCACUGGUAAAUAUAGCGAAGUAAACAAACCGUUAAAAGAGUGGUUGGCAACAUAUUUGAUUGCCUUGUGUUGUUUCACAGUUAAAUUGAUUCAGUUUUUAUACUGGCUGUUCAUAGUUUCAUAACCAACAAUUGUAAUGUUAAGAGAAACUUUGUUAUUGAAUGGUCGAGAGUUGGUAAAAUGAAAACAACAAACAAACACUUGUGGACCAUUUUACCACUCUCAACAUCACGGAAGGCAAUACAGAUAUGGGGAAAAUACACUUUUGGGGACACUAGGUGGCAGCAGACUCGCUAGAUAAUGUAAAACCAAUGUUCUUAAAAAUAAUUAUGCGCAUGUCCAUAACUCAUGCCUGUAUAACUACGUUAUAACAACGGGGAUUUACAUGUCAUGCGUUUUCGCGGUCGUAACCAAUAACUGUUUCGGUUGAGUUGGCCAUGGGUUAUCACUUGCCAAUGACCGAAACGGUUGUUGGUCACAGCCGCGAAAACGCACCCUCUAGUAUGUAUGGUUUCUGCAAUCUUGUGGUUGGAAUUGUCCAAUUGAUGACAUCAUUAAGAGUAGUAAAAUUGCGUCCAGGAUAGACCAGUCCAGGAACUUCAGUGUCUCUGUGGUUGGCUGUGCAAUACAUUUCCCUCAAGUGCCAUCUAGCCUGGCUUUACCCGGUCAUUGGAGGCUUGUUUAUGGGAGAAGAAGCAUGUCAGCAAAUAUAAUACUAUGGUCGGUUCUCCACUAGACAUUAAACUAACUACAUGUACAUUGUACAUGUUUUCAACAAGUGAAUAGUUUGGGCACAUGAGAGCGUACUUGAAGUGCUGUUAUGGCCAUAAUUAUGCAUGACGUCAUGUUAAACGUACCACGUCACUAUGACCUCAAUUUUAUGAUUCCAAACUGAUUACGCGUUCGAUUGCUAGUUCUCUCCGAAUUUUAACUACAUGGUAUGUUAAAAAAACCUUUUGACUUGAUCAUGCAAUGCCAAAAACAAAACAAAUUGUGUUCUUUAAAUAAUAUUGUAUGCAUUAAAACGAAAGAGUAUACUGGCCAUACCAGUAAAUGGUUUAGUAAUGUUAGUAAUACUUAUUUUGAACAUCUCAUAUAUAACUUGUUUGGUUAAAGUUAAAUACAGAUCACUUGUAAGUUGUAUCCUUACACACUCAGUAUACAAGUGUACUGCACAUGCUUGUCAUAGUACGUGUCCAGACCCCCUAAAUCAACAAAAAAAACAAACGAAAAGGAUAACUAAAAUUAACAAACAAUAGUGCCCAAGAAGAAUGAGGGAAGACAAGCAGGCCCACUUGUACGUCAUCAUAAAACGAAAGUAGUUUUCAAUGGUUCCCUGAAUAGUUUGACUGCGUAGCCUAUUUUGAAUAAUGUUCUGAGAACUACAUUUUCUUUUCAAAAUUCCCUUCUAAAAUUGCCCCCCCCCCCCCCCCACCACCACCAACUCUGCCCCUAUGCACCCUCGCACUCCCCCCUAUUAUACCCUCCAUCCGUUCCCAUUAGCAAAGCUUUAUACUAAGACAAAGUUCAGCCGAUGGGCGUGGAAAACCCCUGCAGUACACAUACAGCAUAAAACGAAGGCAGACCAUCCCACCACCAAGGACAUUGCACAAUCAAGUGCAAUGCUUUGUACAGUUACGCAUAGUGAUAACUGUGUGGUGCAAUACAUUUGCGUAGCUAUAAAUUAAGACUUCAAAAACCUGUUCGACACAACAGUUCCUGCAUUCGUAUCGCUGCACCAUCAUGUUCUAGAUUUUGUUCUAAAUUUGAAGUAUUGUAAUAAAAAACUACAUGCCAGCGAGUUGUAAAAUAUCUCAAAAAGUCUGUACAUCGUGUGAUGCCUUAACCGGGUACAUGUCGAGUAGGGUUACUGCAAGUGGAAUUGGCUGAAAACAAUCUAGGAUACAACUUCAUAAAAAUUUGACCCAUAAAUAAAGAAAUCUACUCCAAGAUGCCAAGGAAGACUAAAGCUAGUCGCAAGACGGAUAUGAGUUUGGAGAAGAAGAUCCAAAUCUCGGAAGAUUUUGAAGUUGGGAAUGCUGGCGCCUCCAAGACGUACCCUCUGCAGUGUUCCGCACUUCGUAAAGGGGGGUACGUGAUGAUGAAAGACCAGCCAUGUAAGAUCGUAGAAAUGGCCACGUCUGCACCAGGAAAACAUGGACACGCAAAGAUUCACCUGGUUGGGAUUGGUAUUUUCUCCGGGAAGAAACAGGAGGUGAUCUGUCCGUCCAGCCACUCAAUGAUGGUGCCACAUGUCAAACGCGAAGAUUAUCAGGUGAUUGGCGUUUGGGAUGGGAGCAUGAAUCUUUUGGACAACAAGGGCGUGGUCAAAAACUUUGUCUCUUUGCCAGAAGGGGAGCUCGGGAUUGAGAUUCAAGCACGCUUCGAGGCAGAGGAAGGUAUAAUGGUUACUGUCAUGUCAGCUUUGGAUGAGGAAGUCGUUGUCGGUUUGAAGAAACUGCCCAAGUAAGAAUCGGUAAACAUCGACUUUGAUCGGCAACUGUCGACAGUAAAAGGAUGCCAUUGGAGCUAUAAUUAGCUUUCAAGUAGUUUUUAGAUGUUGAAAUGAACAUAUUAUUAGAUUAGAAUUUAAAUGGGGUUUCUUUAUAUUUUAUUCCUCUAAUAGUGUCUGAUUAGAAAAUAACACAGCUUUAAAUGAAAUAUAGAGCACCAAGUCGCAAUGUUUGAUUAUUUGAAGCACAGAAAAAAGCCACAUAAAAAUCGAACCGAGAGAUUUACAAUUUGAAUUCAUUCAUAAUUUUACUUUAAAAACGUAGGUGGAGUGAUGACAUUUAUUUCUAAUAUACAAAAAAAAAUGGAGAUUGCUAAACAAAGUAUCAUGUUAAUCAAUAUUGCAGUAUGAAAUUAACUAAUGAAAAUUGGAGGUUUUGGGUUCUUCACAUGUAUCCACCAAGACCAUGUGUCGAAAUCAGACAUCGACUAUCUGCGGCUUUUGCUAAAAACAUGUGUUAGGAUGUGCUUAUUGAUAUGUUAAUGCAUGCAGUAGCCGCAAUGUUUGAUAACAUUUAAGAUGCUCUUCUAGUUUGUUUAGAAUCCAUGACUUAUAAAUGCAUUAUCAACAUUGAAUAAAACAGUAGUAUAGUAUUGCA
Molecule: messenger RNA, 6182 nt
Organism: Asterias rubens (European starfish)
Lineage: Eukaryota; Metazoa; Echinodermata; Asteroidea; Forcipulatida; Asteriidae
Product: eukaryotic translation initiation factor 5A-1-like
Exons: 4
Coding region: 5024-5542 (172 amino acids)
Biological process (GO): positive regulation of translational termination; positive regulation of translational elongation
Molecular function (GO): translation elongation factor activity; ribosome binding; RNA binding
Source: RefSeq, a predicted model, not a curated record